AUGGUGAAUCGAGGCAAUGAAAUACCUAAAACUUUUUUUUCCCCAAGAGAUCACCAGGUCGAACUAUUAGAAAAAGCACGUAAAGGGAAUGUUAUUGUGCCUUUGGGUACGGGUACUGGCAAGACAUUUAUUGCGGUGUUGCUGAUAAAGGAUCACACGGCUGUUUUGACAGAUCCAAGCGGGAAGAAAAAAGCUUUUUUUCUUGUUGACAAGGUAUCAAUUGUGGAACAGCAAGCUCAACAUAUCGAGUGUCAUACUGUUUUAUGUGUUGGUAGGAUCCACGGCAGCCGGAAUGCAGACGCCGCUUCUUCACUUGAAAAAUUUAACAAAUUUAUUUGUAAUUAUGAGGUGGUAGUCUCUACAGCUCAAAUAUUUUUAAACGUUUUGGAUCAUGGUUUUAUUCACUUGGAAGAUAUAGCGCUUUUAGUGCUUGAUGAGUGCCAUCAUGUUCUAGGGAAAAAUCAUCCUUAUAGAAGGAUUAUGCAUCGUUACAAAAAUUGUUCAGAAGAUAAACGACCUAAAGUCUUAGGUCUAACAGCUUCCCUGAUUAAUGAUAAAACGCCAUCAAGCAAACUUCGACAGCUAAUUUCUCAGCUUGAGUCUAUAAUGUGUAGCGAUGUUGUAACUGCUAGUGACAUAGUAUCGAUUUCAAAAUACGGGCCGUCACCCAAAGAAUUUGUCAUUGUUUGUGAGGAUUCUUGCUCUGUUAAUAGCAACGAAGGCGUUUUGCUGAUUAAUACUCUAAGGCUGAAUGAUGAAUACGAUACUAAGUUGAAGAUACUGUUGUUCAUAGUGAUUUUUCAACCUUAUUUAAUUAUAAACUUCAUCAACUUUACAUACAUGUUUUCGGAAGCCGUGCAAGACUUUUGCUUAAAAAGCCGGGAGUUCAAUUCUGAAUUUGAAAUUGAUCCUAGAAAGCAAGUAUUGGAAGCUGUAAGAAGGACAUUGUCAGUUCUAAAACAAAUGGGAUGUUGGUGUGCGUGGAAAGUUUGUCAGUUUUUCCAGAAGCAGCUGAAGAAGCAUUCCUUACAGAAAAUGCUGCCUGAAAAGCAAAUGAAAUUUUUAAUGAUGGGCGAAACAGCUAUGUAUCAGGCAAAAAAGCUGCUUGAUAAGAAGGUAUUUUUGGUUCUAAUGAGGAAAUCUAAAAAAUUUCAGUAGCC
Molecule: messenger RNA, 1160 nt
Organism: Enterobius vermicularis (human pinworm)
Lineage: Eukaryota; Metazoa; Nematoda; Chromadorea; Rhabditida; Oxyuridae
Source: the annotation of a GenBank genome assembly